Eutrema salsugineum is the source of this 901-nucleotide messenger RNA. Its product is annotated as late embryogenesis abundant protein M17. The transcript has 2 exons. Bases 67 to 738 code for a protein of 223 amino acids. Lineage: Eukaryota; Viridiplantae; Streptophyta; Magnoliopsida; Brassicales; Brassicaceae. The record is from RefSeq and is a predicted model, not a curated record.
ACUACAAAAACAUCUUCUCUCACAACAAAACCACAUAAGCUAAGUUUUGUGUAACGAAAUCAAAACAUGGGAAGCCUCAAGUCUCUCGCUCUCUUGGCUUUGCUAUUUACCUUCUCUUUCGCUGUUUUUGCCGACACAUCCAAUGAUGCUACACAUGCUAAGAAUGACGUGAAUCCAAGUGAAGCAACCGAUGCCAUAGAGCCACAACAACGUGGUCGUGGCGGUUGUAGGUACGGAUGUUGCGGAUCCUACGCUUUUGGGAGGUGCAGCGCUUGCUGCAGCCUUAGUCAGGCCCAGGCCCAGGCCGAGGCCGUGGAAGCUGCAGAGGCCAUUGAGACCGAGGCUGUUGAUGCCAACGCUGUGGAGCCUCAGCAACGCGGCCGUGGUGGUUGUAGGUACGGAUGUUGUGGUAGCUACGCUUUUGGACGGUGCAGUGCUUGUUGCAGCCUUAGUCAGGCCCAGGCCGAGGCCGAGGCCGAAGAGACCGUGGAAGCUGUUGAGCCCCAGAAAAGGUUGGGUGGUGGUUGUAGGUACGGAUGUUGCGGACCCUGGCGUUAUGGACGGUGCAUCUACUGUUGCAGAAGUCCUCAAGCCGAGGCUGAAGUUGUUGAGCCCCAGCGAGUCCGUAGUUGUAGGUACGGUUGCUGCGGAAGCUACGCUUUUGGACAGUGCAGUGCUUGUUGUUCCAAGAAGAUGGCUACAGAGGAAGAGAAGAAGAAGGAUGAAGCUAAACCAUAAAUUGGCGUGGAACACAAACUCUCUGUUUGUAUGCAUGGAAUGCAUGUGGUUCAUUGCUAUUUCGUACGUAUGUUAAAAUAAAAGAUAUAAUGGUGCCUAAUAAGGACUCAAUAAAUAAAAAAAGUGGUAGGUUCAAUUUACAAUAUGUUUUUGUUGUGUACUG